GUCGAUCCGGUCUCUUCGGGGCAGACCGCUUGGGAAGCCCUCUCGCUUCCAGCCGUCCCCUGGGAUCAGAUAAAUGUACUCCAAUCUCAGCAAAGAAAGAGUUCUGGGGUAAUGGAAAGACCUGUUGGAGAACUCCCUAAGAUUUGCCUACAGGAAGACAACGAAAAGGCUGUUGCAGCCUGCACUAUCUCCUCCACUUUGUGCUUGAACAAUGUAGAAAAAAUGCAGGCAGACAUGCUGGAGAAGGCCAGGGAGCUUUUCCAGCUCUGUGACAAAGAAGAGAAGGGCUUUAUAACCAAGUUUGACAUGCAGAGGCUGCAAAGUGAACUGCCCCUGACUACUGAACAGCUGGAGGCGGUUUUUGACAGCCUAGAGCAAGACAAUAAUGGGUAUCUCACGCCAGUUGAAUUCAGCAUGGGACUAGGGAAGUUAAUAGGAAUUGAGCAGUACCAGAGCUCUAGAAGCCUUAAACAUGAGGAGACAUUUGAGUCAGGCUGGUCUGAUGACUUGGACCAGACAGAUGAGGAGGAGAAACGGUUUUGUUCCAUGAUGGAGCAGCUGGAAGCAUCCCAGGUUUUUGAAGAUCACAGUGAUGUUCAGGAGCUUUGGGCUCGACUCCAGAAAGAACAGCCAGACCUCCUGACCAGUUUUGAAGAGUUCCUGUUCCGCAUCUCUUCUUACAUCAAAGAAGUGCACCAUGAGAAGGAAUCCAUGGAACAGGCACUGAAACGGAGGGAGACAGACCAUGACAGAGAAGUCAGCUGUCUUUAUGAAGAAAUGGAACAACAAAUUAAAGCAGAAAGGGAACGGCUGCUUUGCCAGGUAAACUCUUCUUUCACCCUCAAGACUCCAGAGUUGGGCAUUUAGCUCAAUUGCUAAAUCAAUGAGCCACAUCUUUGAUUACUCCUACAAUCCCUUCCCCCCAGGUGCCAGAUUGUAUUUUUUAUGUGGGGCAUUAGAGGGAGAAAUGGAAACCUCUUCCUCUGCUCUUUACAGGAGUCGAUGAGGCAUGACAGGAGCAACCUGUUGCAGAAAGAGCUGCAGAGCAAAGAGCAAGAAUUUGAGAAAAUCCUCUACCGGCAAAAAAAGUUAGAACAUCAGUUACAGUCUAUCAAUUCUGAACAGCUGGAGAUGCGGGUACAAAAUGAGAGACUGCGGCAUUUAAAUGAAAAUCUCCUGGACCAACUGGAGAGAAGCAAAUGGGAGCUGGAAGUUGCCCGGGGACACCUGGAGCAACUGCAGAAGGAAGCCGAGCUAGAACAGCAGCAGAAGGACAGGGAUGUAUUUCGGGUCUCUAAGAACAUGCAGAAAGAGAAACAAAGCCUCCUGCGACAGCUGGAGCUGCUCAGGGAUAUGAACAAGAAGCUGCGAGAUGAGAGAGAUGCCUUUGAAACCAAGAAGCUGACAGCACUUCUGAACAAAAGACCCCUAUUGAAGAAGGGGUCAGUGAUAGGCAGUUACCUAGUGGAGGAAGAGAAACCAGUUAAACGGCAGCCUGUCUCUGGAGGUAUUCCUCUUCUUCUACCAGAAGAUGCAACUUUGGAAGAGCCUAACAAGAAGAACCUUAAAUUCCUCUUGGUCAACAUGACCCAUUUGAAGAAAGGAAGAGGAAGUAAUCCAUGCAUGGUGGAACAUGCAGCCUCUAGGAAAGCAACUGCAGGAUAUUGUUGGACACCAAAUUCUCUGAAGGACAAUAUACACUGGAAAGAAAUGACGCACAAUCCUAUGGAUACUUGUUUAUAUCCAAGAGGACAGCUCCUUAACAAUGAAACUAGGGUGCAUGAAACCAGCGGCUUUUCUCUUGAACGUGUCUUCAAAGUUGUGUUUCUUGGUAACUCUGGAGUUGGCAAGAGCUCCUUUAUCCAUCGUUUCUGCUACAACAGAUUUCUAGCUAACAUCAACACAACCAUUGGCAUUGACUACCAGGUGAAGAGUUUGAUGGUUGAUAACACACAGGUGGUUUUACAGUUGUGGGAUACAGCUGGACAGGAGAGGUUCCGAAGUAUCACGAAGCAGUAUUUCCGAAAUGUGGAUGGCAUCCUGGUUAUGUAUGACAUUACUGCAGAGUGCUCUUUCAUGGCAGUCCGAAACUGGAUGAUGUGCGUCCAGGAUCGGAUUGAAGAUGGUGCAGUGGUAUUUCUGCUUGGAAACAAAAUGGAUGCAGCAGACAAGAAGUCACCAAAUGUGUUCAGGUCUGAGGGGGAAAAGCUAGCGAAGGAAUACCAGGUUGUCUUCUAUGAGUGCAGUGCAAUGACUGGCUAUAACAUUCUGGAAUCUAUGCUGCAUAUGGCCAGACUGCUGACAGCACACGAGGACAGGCAGAGAGAACAGGCCUGGCACCUGGAGGAGUUCAGCAAGAGAAAGGGAUGCUGUUGGUAACAGAAUGUUGGCAGACCUUCAGAAAUAUAUUGGAAGAGACCCUAAAAGAGAGUUAGAGUGGAUUCCUUCCACACAAGUUAAGAACCACUGGUAUUGGCAGUAUUGGAACUGGAAGAAGACUUAUGAUCCUCCUCUGCAACAUAAGCGAAUGUUGCAUUAAAGUGUCAUGUCAUUCAUAGUUGUAAAUGGCCCAAGCUGUCUCUACAUUGUUUCAUGUUAAUAGCUCAGGGAGGUAGCAGCGUCAGUUUCUCUGUAAAAUUGUAAACUUUUUCUUUUUGGAAGGUCUCAAAAAGAUACU
This is a messenger RNA of Eublepharis macularius, 2677 nucleotides long. It is a transcript of the gene CRACR2B, whose product is annotated as calcium release activated channel regulator 2B. The transcript has 18 exons. Gene Ontology annotation, molecular function: GTP binding; calcium ion binding; GTPase activity. Lineage: Eukaryota; Metazoa; Chordata; Lepidosauria; Squamata; Eublepharidae. The record is from RefSeq and is a predicted model, not a curated record.